This is a messenger RNA of Mustela lutreola (European mink), 12625 nucleotides long. RefSeq lists its product as uncharacterized. The record is from RefSeq and is a predicted model, not a curated record. The coding region runs from base 7279 to 8292 and encodes 337 amino acids. The transcript has 2 exons. NCBI's taxonomy places the organism in Eukaryota, Metazoa, Chordata, Mammalia, Carnivora, Mustelidae.
GUAAGGCCCUGCUAUCAUUUUUAAAAUUAAAAGAAAAAAAGAAGGCUCCAGACUGCCCCUGUGCUUGAAUGUGUAUUAGAGCCGUCUCUCCCAGAGCGUUGUAUAAAGCCCGUCACGCAGAGCGCGCACUCCUUUCUGACUCAGCCUGUCGUCUUUGACGCCGGACGGUGUGGGGCGGCGUCCCAGCGGCUCAUUCCUUCUUACUGCUGGGAAGGCUUCGUGGUGUGGCCGGACCCAGCGUGAUGACCCGGCCUCCUGUUAGAGGACACCCGGGUCCCCUCCAGACUGGGGACUUUAUGAGAAAGGCAGCUAUAAGCACUCAAGGGCGUGCCUCUCUGGGGACAUGUACUCCGAUGUCUCUCGGAAUGAACGGGACUGUGCUUGUUUCACUUAAAAAUAAAAUCCAGUCCAUUUUUUCCAAAGUGGCGGCAACGUUUUGCCUUCCCACUCACGGCGUGUGCGCCCUCCUCACCUGCACUUGGAACUGUCUGCCCUUUUAUGUGACCCCUUCCGAUGGGUGGGUGGUGGCCCUGCACUGGGUUUGCAUCUGUGUUUCCCGGGUGACUCACCAGGAGAAAGCAUUUACUAACCGGUCAUGAAUCUUCCUACGUGAUCCGUCACAGUCGUCCAGACUGAGUUCCCGUAGGUCGACCCGUGAGCGCUCCCGGUCGUUCUGACACACCCCGUUACUCAGACGUCCUGGGAAUGGUUUCUCCCGCCUGACUCACUUGCAUUUUCCUGGUAGAGCCUUUCAGGGAGGAGAAAUACCAGAUUCUGCUCAGGCCUGGUUGAUCCGUUUUGCUCUUUUAUGGUUUUGCUUUGGGUGCCCGAUCUCCGAAAUCGCAGUUCAUCCCCUGCCCGUGGGGUCGUUGGCCAUGCAUGCUCCAUGCUCCUAAAGGUUUUAUUUUAUCUUAUUUUUUUAGCUUUUACAUUUCGGUCUGUGAUCCGUUUCAAGUUGACCUUGCUGUAUGGCCUAAGCCAAACGCUGAGGCUUUUCUUUCUAAACUGUGAGGUUAAUUUAAUUUUGAUUUUUAUAAGAUUGAGUUUUUGUAAGAUUCUUUUUUUGAAGAUGUUAUUUAUUUAUUUGACGGAGAGAGCAAGGGAGCACAAGCAGGGGGAGCAGCCGAGGGAGAGGGGGGCGUGGGUUCCCCGCUGAGCAGGGAGCCUAAUGCGGGGCUCGAUCACAUGACCUGAGCCGAAGGCAAAUGCUUAACCAACUGAGCCACCCAAGCGCCCCAGAUUUUUCAGAAGAUUCUGGAGAACAGAAUACUGAAGCCACCGGUCGGGUGCUGGGCGGGGUGACGAGACACUGAGUCGUCUGGGCCUUUUCUCGUCUUGAAAGUGACAGUGUUGACACAGGGGCCCUGGUCCCUUUGAAUGUUCUUCAAUGCCCGAGCAGCUGUUUCGAUAGCAGGUGUUAGAAUAAAGUAGGAGUUCUCACUUUUUCUAGGAUGAAAAUUCCUCUGUAACAUAAAAGGCACUCGAGCCCCUGAUGUGGUUAAAAAAAAACACAUGAUCUUUAUUUUUACGUCGUUAUGAAGUAGACCCCAUUCUUUAUCCGGAUCUCCCCAGCUUCUCUCCUGAGGUCCCUUUCCCGCUCCGGCAUCCCAGCGGCGGCGCAGCCCACCGCGCGCUCAUCGCUGGGUCUUCCGGGUCGGCCCUGGUCUCGCAGGGGCUCCCACUCCCCUUGUUUGGUCCCAGAGCGUCUGUAGAAUGUCCCCCAGGCCAGGUUGGUUAGAUGUGUUCCUCGGGCUUGGCCCGGGGGUGUGGAUUUGGGGAAAGAACUAAGGGGUCCAGGACAUCCCCUUGGCUCCCUGGCCUCUCCGCGGGGAGGUGACUGCUUUUCCCUUCCUCCGCCUGCUCUUCGGAGGGCGGUGCUCCGUCGGGCCCACCGUCCGGUCCUUCUCUCUGUGAGGACAGCCACGUGCUCCAGGACGUUUGUCAGAAAGACAGUCCUUUCCUCCCGCGAAUUCUCGUGACAUCCUCGUCCAAGCUCAGUUGUCCCCGUACGGGUGAGUCUUCUCCGGACUUGCCGUCCUGUCCCGUCCGCCGAGUUCAUGUCCGGGCUUCGGCCCCCGACGCCGUCUUACCACUGUGCAUUCACAGGAAGUGCUGAAACCAGCAAACGCAAGUCGGCCGCUUGCUUUCUUCUUUGUCGAAAAUGUUUUACUUAUUCCAAGUUCCUGUUAUUUCUUUUUCAAGUUCCUUUUAUUUUCAAAUAAAUUUUAGACUCCGUCUGUCAGUUACCACCAAAAAAGAAGUCUGCUGGGACUUUGAAGUUGUACUGAAUACAUAGAACGCUUCGAAAAGAAUUAUGAAAGGGGCGUCUAGGUGGCUCAGUGGGUUAAGCCUCUGCCUUCGGCUCAGGUCAUGAUCUCAGGGUCUUGGGAUCGAGCCCCGCAUCGGGCUCUCUGUUCGGCAGGGAGCCUGCUUCCCCCCGCCCCCCUGCCUGCCUCUCUGCCUGCUUGUGAUUUCUCUCUGUCAAAUAAAUAAAUAAAAUCUUGAAAAGAAAAGAAUUACAGUGAUGAUCUAUAAUGUUGAGUCUUCAGAAUGUGGCUUCUCUCGAUUUAUCUAGGUUUCUCUUAAUAUCUUGCAAUAUAUUAUAGUCGUCAGGGCAAAGUUCUUGAAGAGAUGUUGAUAAAUUUAUCACUAAGGAUUUAAUCUUUGUAAUGCUGUUAUCAAUGGAUUUUUAGGUCAAGUCCCAGCAGCUUUUAGCUUCUAAAAAUAUAAUGUGCUAUGGUGAGUGCUGUGGAGUGUGUAAGCCUGGUGAUUCACAGACCUGUACCCCUGGGGCAAGUAAUACAUGAUGUGUUAAUAAUAAUAAUUUUAAAAAAUCAAAAACAUAUAUAUAACAGGCUUUGUGUAUUGACUUCGCUAAAUUCUCUUAGCAGAUCAAGUGCCUUUUUGCAGAUUUCCUGUGACUUUCUACGUCUGCAAACAGAGAAUUGCUUCUUCCUUUUAAAUCUGGGUGUCAUUUGGUUCUUUUCUUUUUCUUGACAUGUUGCCCUGGCUAGGGUGUCUAGCUACAAGAGCAGUCAGUGUAAGGUGUGAGAAUGCAGGUUCUUAACUCCGUCCUCAUCUUCGAGAGAAUGUGAGUCUUUUCAAUAUCAGUUACAAUGUUGGCUGUCGGGUUUUUUAUAGAUUCCCUUUACCAGGUUGAGGGCUUUGUUUUCUGAAUUCCUCAUUGGUUGAGAGUUCUGACCAUAAAUUCGUGUUGGAUUUUGUCAGAUACUUUUUCCGCCUCUCUGGAGAUGAUCAUGCUUUUUACUCCUCUGUUCGUGGUGGGUCUGUUGAUUGAUUUUCAAACAUUAACCCUGAAUUCCUAGUAUAAACUCCAUCUGGCCAUGGCAUAGUAUCUUUUUUGUUUUGAAUUCAGUUCGCAAAUGUUUUGCGGAAGAUUUUUGUAUCUGUAUCCACAAGAGAUCCAGUCUUAUAUUCUCACAGUAUGUUUUUCUGGUUUGGGCUUUACGGUGAUGUCGGCCUCAGGGGGUGAGUGGGGACGUGCUCUGCCCUCCUGCCUUCCGGAAGACUUCAUGUAGUGGUGGAACGUGUUUCACAGAAUUCACUAGUGAGUCCACCAUGCUUGGACUUUCUUUGUGGGAAGGUUUUAAACUAUGAGCUCAGUGUCCUUAAGAGGGAAGUACGCCCGGGUUUUCUGCGUACGUGGGACUGACUUUGGGAAGUGGUGCCCCUUCUGCUGGAGCUCGGGAAGUCCUUGCCAUCUCGUCUGUGUCUGUGGGAUUGGAGUGCGACCCGCUCUUUCUUUCGGGAUCCUGAACAUUUAUAUCUUCUCUCUUCUCAACCAGUGAAUUGGUCUGACGUAUACAUUUAUUGACUUCUUUUUCUACGAGUCCGCUCCGAGCUUCAUUGGUUUUCUCUAUUGUGGGUCUGAUUCCUGUUUCAGUGAUUUCUCCUCCGACCCUUUUACCUCCUUCCUUCUACCCACCCCACACCUAGUUUGCUCCUCUUUUUGUGGCUUUCAGGGGUGGAAGCUUCAGUCAUUAAUUUUAGAUCUUUCUCUUUUUUGCAUAGUAAUUUGAAGCGAAAGUCACCUCUCAGUACAACUUAGCUGCAUUUCGUGGGCUUUGAUGUGCUGUGUUUUCAUACUUACGCAGCUCAAAGUGUUUUCUGAUUCACCUUGUGCUCCCGGCUCGGACCCCCUUGUCAUUUAGAAGAGUGUCGUGUAGUUUUCAAACGGUUGUGCAUUUUCCAGUUACCUUUCUGUUACUGAUUUCUAAGUUAACUCCAUUGUGUCAAAAGUGGAGCCUGUAUGACUCUGAUCUUUCCUAAUUUAUUGAGAGGCAUGAGGUAUCCUGGUGACGGCUCCAGAGACACCUGGAAAGGGUGCGUAUCCUGCUGUUAUUAGGUGGACUAUUCCAUCAGGAUCCCUCAGGUCAAGGUGGCUGAUAAGUAGCACAAGUUUCCCGUAUCUCUGUUUUUCUGUCUACUCGUUCUGUCGAUUACUAAAAGACGGGCACCGAAACAUCCAAGCCCUUGCAAUGUGCUCGUUGCUUUUCUCAGUCUGUCAGGCUGUGCUGUAUGCAUUUCCAAUGCCUGUUAUGGGGUGCGUACUUAUUUAAAACUGUUGUGUCGUCCGGAUGGGCCAAUCCCUUUAUCCUUAGGAAAAUGGGACCUUUAUCCUUGGUUCUAUCCUUGGUUUGAGCAUCUUCCUCAUCUCCUGCGAAUGCAGCUACGGGGCUCCCGUAGGCUUCGUCCCCACGGUGCCCUCUUUCCGUCCUUUUACUUGGACUAUCUGUGUCUCCGUCCUUGAAGCUGUUUCUGAUUGACACCACGUACCAAUUUUGGCAAUUUCAGCCUUUCGGAUGGAAUUGUUAAGUCAUUUAUAAUCAUCAUAAUCAUAGAUACAGUUGGGUUAAAUCUACUACUCAUUUUGUUCAUCUCAUUUUUUUUUUCACUUUUUUCUCUCUUUUCCUAUAUCUUUUAGAUCCCGAGCAUUUUUUUCUCCACUCUGUCUCUGAGCUGUCCUUCCUCUAUUUCUCCUUGGCUGCUCUGGGUUUCACAGACUGUAGCAAUAACAUAUCACAAAUUCUACUAUGCUGCCUUGAUGACACAGGGUCCUGGACUAGAGUCCUGGCAUUUCUCCCCACCAGUGCUCCAUGUCAUACAUUUUACUUCUAUGCGGCCUAUGUUUUAAGCCCCAUAACCCGCUGUUAAUCAUUUUUUGCUUUCCACAGUCAAUUAUAUUUCUUCUGCAUUUCUUUGUACAGACCCAUAUGUGCAUUUUUUGCAUGUUGUUGAUCAUCUGGGUUUCGUUUUCUCUCAUUAAAGAAUGUAGCUCUGGGGGGCGCCUGGGUGGCUCAGUCGGUUAAGAAUGUAGCUCUGUCCUGGCAGGCAGUUGAGUUAUUUACAAAUCAGUGUGAUGGCUUUGAGACCCGUUUUUAGGCUUUGCUAGGACAAUUGUAGAGGACCCUUACUCCAGGGAUGGUUCAGUCCUAUUGCUAACAUGCAAUGCCUCUGGGAGCUCCCUUGAAUUCCUGGAGAUGACUUUGGGGGACAUCGGGAGCCCAUCAUGUGAGACCUUGAAGGCCCAUCGAGAGGCUACUGCUCUAAUUCUAUAGGCAGAGGGGAGUGAGGGGGCCGCAGGGGUGGUAAGGACUGCUCAGAUUUUGGCGUGUUCUGGGGAAGACCCCAGCUUUUUUCCCAGCUGGGAAGACCCCAGCUUUUUUCCUGACCGAGCUGACAUGGGAUGUGAAAGAAAGAGCCGUCAGAGAAGCUUCCAGGGUCACCAAAAAGGAACAGCACCUCCCACAGGGAACCAGCUGAGGGUGUCAUGGCUGCCGGAGAAGGGAGCCCACUUUGGAACAUACUGGAGCAGCGUGCCGUGGGACCAGUGUCGAGCUGAUGUGUCUGGAGGAGGCUAAUCUCCCUCUCCGGAGAGGUGUGUGUGGGACUGGUGACGGUGAUGAUGAUGGCAGUGUUUGCUGCCAGGGCUUGGUAAGCCCCUCCCCGCCCCCCGAGAGGAAGGGAGCUGGCAGGAGGGACCCAGGACGGAGCCCUGAGACCCAGCACUCGGGUGCAGCACUCCAUGGGAAGCCGGACACUGGCUUCUUGUCACCAUCCAGAACAGAGGGGCCAGAAGAAUGAAGCCUUUGAGGAACAAAGAAGCCGAAACUGAGCGUGGGGCCGACCAGACGGGAAUGAGCUUCGGGGAGGACGACUGGGGGGCGGGGCAGCCGUGCACGGAUAUUUACAUGACGGUCACUGGAGGAAGAAUAAAGAGGGAUUUCUGCGUAACUUUGGGGUCCAACGUGGACCAGCGGAGGUGGGUUUGUGCCCCUUAAGGGAAAGAACUGAGCAAAAGCUGGAGCCGGUGUGAGUGCCCCUGGCUGUCUGGGGAACCUGGGAGCCAGGUUCUCUGCAGCUGUAAGAAGUGGAUUUCCUCGAAAGGUGUGCCUUCGCCAGCACCGCGAACACCGCCGCCUGGGGCAGGUCCACCCCCACUCUGGGCGCACUGACAGUCAGGCUAACCCCACCUUGCCCCGGCUCUGGUGCAUGAGGACCCCUUCUCUUCCCAGGCACUGGAAUUCUAGGUUUUCCCUUUGGGGACAGACCCCUCCCCCCCGGCCUGAGUCUUCCUGAGACAAGCAAGGACACGGAGCUCUGUCUUUCCUUCUGGAACUUUUUCUACGAAUGUUAACUCCCACUCUCUGCGGGGAAACACCCCUCAUCGCCCGUGCAUCAGCGCCCAGCCCAGCUGCUUCCAGAGCCCUGAGUGUGGCGCAAAGUAGCCGCCGUGUCUGUGAUUCCACAGGCCACACUCACAAUGGCAAGAAAAAGCAGCUCGGGAGAGGAGGUGGGAGCCUGGGGUCCAGACUUCCAGGCAGCUGCUGAGGCCUCCAGCCCUGGGGCCCCAGUCCUUCCUGCUGACCCCACGUUUCAAUCAAUGCCCCGAACUCGUCCUCACAGAGACAUUCAGUGUGGAAAUGCCCAGUCUUGCAGGUCUGUGACUUCGGUGUUUGGAAACAGGGAAGCGAGGAGUAUUGGGGAAAACAUGACUUUCCGUAGAAAAGAAGGGUCGGGCCCCACCCCCGUGGCAAGUGCAGGGAUGUGCUGGAGAUGGAGGACGCCCGCGGCAUAGGAUCGCGGAACAGGAAGCGUGACGUCCCCCGUACACGAGGAGCUUCUGUGUCUACCAAACACCUUGUCAGAAAGACACGCUCUUCGCCCGGGUAUGGGAGACAACCACGGGACAGACUGUUUUUCCCUCUUUUACGGGUAAAAUAAAUAGGAACCGCUAAGACCGCGGGAGGGAACUUAAUGCAUCUUCUCGCCAGAAGGGAGCGGAGUCUUUUGAACAGCCUUGAGCUGCCCGUCGCUUUUGCUGGAUCUGAGCGGCUCAAGCCCAAACAGGGCAUUUUCCAGAUGAUCAGAUGCGUUAUUUCAGUGUCCAGCCAGUUCCCGUGUGUGUGCCUGCGGGGCGUCCUCUGCCUGCAGGAGCCCAUGGAGGGAUCAUGGGAGGAACGGCGUCACCCCCGAUCCAGCACUGUGAUCAGAGCGGGAAGGGAAGCAGAGGCCUCGGAGCCCAGGCUGGGCCUCACCUGGGCUGAGCCUCCCGUGCGGGAGGCAGGGGCGGGUGGUGCAAGGAUCCGUCUGGGGCAGGUCUGUGUCAGGGAUCAUUUCUCUAUUGACACAAGUGACCCAAGGCCGCCUCACUUGGUGCUUUCACAGGGAGGCCCUGUGGAGGCUGCGCCUGAGCCUGACUCUUGUUUCUGUCACCCUGGGCAGAGGUCAUGGGUGGCUCAAGGCCUUUUCCUGCUUCACAACUUCAUCAUCCUUGUUCCCAAGAACAGAAAAGGAAAGCGCCAGAAGCACAGAGCAGGAGCCAUCAUGGAGAGAGAUGACAGGUGGCUGAUCGGGAGUGACAGGGUGCCUGGCUGUACCUUGGACAUUGCCCAGAAUUCCAGCAGGCCACAGACACCCCCAUCCGUUGGGCACUGCCUGCCCUGUUCCCACAGGAAGGCUCAGAGCUCCAGGGCUGGGCCCCCCAUCUUGAGGCUCAGGGAGGCCAGGCCAGAAGGGCCCGUCUGGAUCCGGCCACGGGUGCCUGUCUGCUCGGGACUCGGAGAAAGCGAGCCCCCGGACCAGCUCCCCACCGCUUACGGAACAGGAGUCACGGUGAGUGCCCGGGACCCGCCUUGGCUGACCAGCGGCUCAGUACAAUGCCAACACCACGGGACACCGAAGGCGAAGGGGCUUCCGGGCAGUGAGCUGUUCCGGCAGGAGGGGGCCGCACUGGAGAAGGCCCCCACCAUCCAAACCCUGGUGCUCUAACUGUAAAACGCACACGGGACAGUGAAGACCCUGCCCCUGGGAAAGGAUGUAAAACACCCGCUGAUCAGUUUCGGGUUGGUUUCGUGUCUUCCCAGCGAGCUACGGUUCACAAACACAAAAUGCUCCGUUUUAAGGGGACGGUUCCAGGUUUUUAGUAACAGUCACUUCCUUGUCCAACCACCACCACCGUCUAACUCCAGAGCAUUCUGCCACCCGCACCUAUCGGCAUUCAGUCCUCUUGCCUGCACGCCCCGGUCCCUGGCAACCACUGUCGCCAUGGAGAUGCCCGUCUGGAGGUCCUCUUGUGCGUCUGGCCUCCUGCCCCGGGAGCACAGCAUGUACGGGGCUGCUCGGUAUUGUGGCCUGUGUCAGCAGUCAUUCCUGCUCAUGGGCGAACGCGUCCCGGCACAGAGACGAGCCACCUUCUGCAUGAGCACACACCCGCUGACGGCUGUCGGGUGGCUUCCCCUCUGGGCUGCCGUGAGUGACGCCGCAGGGACGUGGGUGUGCACAGUUUCGUGUGAUGUAUAUUGAAGUAUAUUUUGAGAAUUACUGGGUCACAUAAAACAUUAAAACAUUCUCAGAGUCCAGCGUGUGCUCAGUGGCACAGAUCAGAGACUGCCGGUGCCACUGGCGGGCCGGCCUCCUCCAACCUGAGACCCCCCUCCUCGCACUGCCUGCAGACCUCCCCGCCCAGGCGCAAGGCUGUGGGACGUGUUGAGGGCUCACCGCCCGGGACAGUCCCUCCGAGAGAGAGAGGGAGAGAGAGAACCCAGGGACAAACGCACCGUGUCCUUGCAGGUGUCAGACAGGUCUCUGAGGUCACCGACACAUCGUUGCUCUGGGCCCCCCCAACCCAACGAGCUGCAGAUGGCCUCUGCCCCCCACGAUAGCCCUACACUGACCCACCCUCGGCCGGCUCUCUUCCCUUGCUCGCCUCUGUCCUGCACACUCCGGGGUUCCCCGGGGUCCGUGCUGCACGCAGCUCCCCGUCUUUGGGAGAGCUGCCCCCAGUCACUUGUCAGUUAGAUGACACAGCCUCGAGACACCUUCUCGCCACACCGCCCGUCCAUUCCCUGCAGAGUCGGAAGUGGAAAGCACACCCCACGGGGUUCUUGCAAAGACAAAUGAGGCCGUUGGUGCCAAAUGCUUGGCCCGGCGCCUGCCCCUUGGUACGUGCUCAGUAAACUGUAGCUGUCGCUGGGAAUGACCCAGAGCGCGGCUUUGAGCAGCUGAGGUCUCGCCGCCCUGGCCCUGCUGACCGCCAGCAGGACAGGAACGCCCCAAAGGUCGACGGCCAAACGGGGUGCUGGCUCUCGUCCCUCGCCAGCCAAGUGCGUGCUUGGAAUGUGAGCACCAGUGCGUUUGCCCCCGCAGGAUAAUAAAGCUCCUUAAUAAUGUUUUCUAUUCUUAGUGCCGCCUCAUUGCCAGGAAUGGUAUAAUCAGCCUCCAUCAUCCUGACUUGCACGAUUUUUGAAACAGGGAUGCAGUGGGCCGUGAAAAUGAGCCCUUCUCCUGGGUUGCCUCCGAGGGGCUCAGCGCAUUCCUGCCAUCUUGUCUUGGGAUGGCGCGUCCUGCCCCCUUUGGGCUGGUCCCUCCAGCAAAGGCCACAGCACCUAGCUGCCCCCGGCAGACGCGUGGGUGGCACACGGUCUUCUGAGGCCUGGGGAGUCUGUGUCCUGACCACAGAAUUUGGUGACACGGGAAUGGUGGCGCUGGAACAUUUCUUCUAGGAUGUCAGCGGAGGGCAGCUGCUCAAGCCGCUGUCUGCCUCUGGGCCCCCAGGAGGGCCCUGCAGAGCCACACGCGCCCACGACCCACGACCCAUGCAGCUGCGAGGCCCACACAGACCCGAAGCCCCCGGUUUGAACACUCACACGCAUGUCCUCACCUUCCCAUCACGAUGAAGAGCAGCUUUGUCACCGGGAAGAGUCUCCCGGCCCUCCUUCCAAGCCUGUCCCCACACGCCCCAAGAAGCCACAGCUCUGCUUGCGUGAGCGGGCCCGCUUUGUCCUGUCCUGGAUCUCCCCCCCAGGGCAGGCUUCCCGUAGGGACGGUCUCACUCUGGAUCCCUUGAGCAGCGUGUCUUCAGGACGUGUGCCCGUCGCUUAUUCACGUCCGUGCUGCUGAGCAGAAUUCCAGCGCACGGGCAGGCAGUGCUGGCUCACCGUGCAUCCUGCAGGGGCAACCUUGGGGAGUCUCCUGUGUCAGCCCCAGUAAACAUCAUACGGAUCUUCCCGUGGCCAUACCUGUGGUUAUCUCGGGUCAUAACCCAGGAGUGAUGUCGCUGCUUCAUAGGGUAGAUGGAUGCUUCCCUCUAUAAGAGGUCGCCCGCUGUGCGGUUUACCCUCUACCCGGCCAUGCAGGGGGGACCUGGGGCUCAACACGCAGCCCAAGCUGACUGUCGCAGGCUUUCCAAUUUUAGACACCAAGUACGUAGGUCUUUCCUUAUGGUCUUAAUUUAUAUUUCUCAGAUGAUGUAAUGAUGGUUGAGCAUGUUUUUAGACGCUUACUGGCUCUCUGAGUAUCUCAUUUUGUGAAGUGUCUGUUCUCUGUGUUUUGCUCAUUUUGUAAAUGGGCUUGUUGUUCUGUUUUUGUUUUUGUUUUUAAUCACUGGUUUGUAGGAAAUUCCAUAUACUCUGGGUAUAAUUCGCCUGCUAGAUAUAUGUAUGGCAAACAUCUUCCCCCGUUUUGUGGCCCACCUUUUUCAUUUCCUUAAUGAGGGCAUUUGAUGAAAAGUUUUUCGGGUGAUCGAGUCUAAAUUAACAAGUUUAUUCUUUUACGUAUUGUAUUUUCUGUGUCUUCUCCAAGAACCAUGUGUCUGCCCCCAGGUGGAAAGAUAAGAUACAUUUUUAGAAGACCAGGACUCACAGCUGUUCUAUUCUUGCCCACAAUCCAAUUUAAAUGAACUUUGUUUGUGGUGUGAGGUAGGGAUUGACCAGCGUUUCUUCUACACAAGCAUUUGAUUGUUAUAACCCCCUUUGUUUAAAAGACUUCCCUUGCCUUGUCCCCCCGAAUCAUGUGGACCCCUUUCUGGAGAAUUAUUUGUCUAUGUGUGGGCCUCCUUGUAGGCUUCUGUUCUGUCUCAUUGAUCUGUGCGCCCGUCGGGACGCCUGUCACGCGCUGGCUCAGUCGCUAGGGCUUAAAAUCAGGAAGUUUUCCAUAUUUGUGCUUCUUUUGCCGUUAUUUUGGUGUUUCUUUUUCUUUUCCCUGUGGAUUUCAGAAUUAAGAGUCGACCCAUCAGUUUCUCUUUAAAAAGCCUUCUGCGACUUCGAUUGAUUGCAUCCAGUGAAGAGAUUAAUUCGGGAACAUGAACAUCUUACCUCCAUGGAGUUUCCCAGCCCACAAAUGUGAUACAGCCCUUCCCGUACUUGGUCUUCCUCAGAGUCCCUCAGUAAAGUUUCAUAGCAUCCAAGAUGAAGGCCCUGCGUUUCUUGUUAUAUUUGUUCCUCGGCAUCUUCUGUUUUCUGGUGUUACUGUCAAGAGGGUCUGAAUUGCCCAAUUGUCUGCUGCUAGUUUGUAAAAAUACAGCAGAUUUGUGCUUAUUGACAUAGUCUCUUCUGACAUUGCUCAAUUCAUUGGUUAGUUUGGGUAUUUUCUGGAUUCCUGCAAUUUCCCAUUGGGACAAUCAUUGUCUUCUGAUCAUAAAGAUGCUUCUACUUCUAGCAUUCCAGUCUGUUUGGUUUUUAUCUUUCCCUUCUUGUGUGGUCCUGGUUGAAACCCCAGUGCUGCUAAGUAAAAGUGAGAGCAGGCACCCGACCUUACCCCAGGAGACGCGUUCUCUCUCAUGCCGAGUAUGACGUGAGCCACAGCUGUGUUAUACGUGCCCCUUCUCGGGCUGAGGGCAUCUUCUUCCCCUGGCUUGCCCAGUGUUCUUUUUUGUCAAUUGUUUUUUGACAAAAUUCUUUGUUGAAUUGCGUCAGGUGUUUUUCAUAUCUGUUGAGAUGGGUCGAGGUGAUCUGCUUUUAUUCCUGGGUUUCUAGUGGUUUUUAUCACAAACAGCUGUUGGGUUUGGUCACAUGCUGUUCCGGCAUCUACAGGGAUGAUCAGAUGAUUUUUCUCCUUUAUUCUGUUCAGAUGGGGAGUUGCAAUGACUGGUUUUCAAAUGUUAAAACAGCUUUGCUUUUCUGGGAUAACCCCACUUGGAUUCCUAGAAAAAUACUUAGGAAUGAGUUUUUUAAAGGGUACACCGGACCUCUACCCUGAUGUAAGAUGUAUUCUCUUUUAUAUAUUGCUCAGUUUGGUCUCCUAAUAAUCACUAGGAAUUUUUAAGAAUCUUUGUGUCAGUGUUCAAGUGGGAUACUGGUUUGUAACCUUUUUCUUGUAAUGUCUU